GGGGAGCACGGAAGCAGAGCAAUCCAGUUGAGAAAAUGGAAGCUUGUUUGACCAAAUGCUGGCAAUGGCAAAGCAAGGGUCUUUUCACGUCACUCAACUCCGUUCGCCGCUCGUCCAUCUCCACUCACUCUGUUAGAAAUUCGGUUAAAAGAGCAUACGAUGGGCUGCUGUUGGACGCCGCUGGCACUCUCUUGCAAUUGUCCAAUCCUGUAGAAGACACUUACGCUUCCAUUGGAGCUAAAUACGGUCUGAAGUUGAAUUCAAAUGAAAUAAAGCAAGGAUUUAGGAGGGCUUUCGCUGCCCCCUGGCCUGAUAAGCUCCGUUAUGAGGGGGAUGGAAAGCCAUUUUGGAAACUUGUUGUCUCUGAGGCCACUGGUUGUUCCGAUGACGAUUACUUUGAAGAAGUCUAUGAGCAUUAUGGCAAUGGCUAUGCAUGGCGUCUUCCGGAUGGAGCUUCAGAAACAAUAUUCCAUCUGAAAAAUGCUGGAGUUAAAGUGGCUGUUGUGUCCAAUUUCGACACCCGAUUGAGGAACGUGCUGAAGGAACUCAAUGUCAUAGAUCUGUUUGAUGCCGUAACUAUAUCUUCGGAGGUUGGUUAUGAAAAACCUGAUGCAAGGAUAUUUAAAGCUGCUUUAGAUCAAAUCGAUAUGGAGGCCAACAAGGUGGUACAUGUGGGGGAUGAUCUAAAGGCAGAUAAGGUGGGAGCCAAUGCCUUUGGGAUCGAAUGCUGGUUGUGGGGGAAAGACGUAAAGACAUUCGCGGACAUUCGGAACUCAAUACUCGUCUCAGAUUCAUAGCUUCGGGAAAAUAAAGCUUUUGAUCAGAUUGCCAGGCAUGUAAUAAAGUGUUAACAAACAUGG
This is a messenger RNA of Hibiscus syriacus, 860 nucleotides long. RefSeq names its product haloacid dehalogenase-like hydrolase domain-containing protein 3. The record is from RefSeq and is a predicted model, not a curated record. The transcript has 9 exons. Lineage: Eukaryota; Viridiplantae; Streptophyta; Magnoliopsida; Malvales; Malvaceae. The coding region runs from base 36 to 797 and encodes 253 amino acids.